Molecule: messenger RNA, 522 nt
Organism: Melampsora larici-populina 98AG31
Lineage: Eukaryota; Fungi; Basidiomycota; Pucciniomycetes; Pucciniales; Melampsoraceae
Exons: 1
Biological process (GO): nuclear envelope organization
Cellular component (GO): meiotic nuclear membrane microtubule tethering complex; nuclear envelope
Molecular function (GO): protein-membrane adaptor activity
Source: RefSeq, a predicted model, not a curated record
CAGAGGCCUGACUAUGCCCUAAGUUCUGGUGGAGCUCAGAUAUAUUAUUGGAUGACAUCACCCACAUACAAAGAAAAGCCAGCUACUAAAUUGGCAAGGUUGUUUAAUUGGUUGGUUGGGGGUCCUGUCAAGAUAGAAUUUCAUCCACCCUCUGUUGCUUUGGAUCCUGACACAAACGUAGGAAGAUGUUGGGCCAUGGAAGGACAGAGAGGCAGUCUUGGAAUUUUUCUGGCUCAAAAAAUCAUUAUUGACGAAUUGGUGAUAGAACAUACUGAUCCAAGCAUGGCAUUUGAGUUGGAGUCAAUUCUUCAGAAAUUUGAACUUUUUGGACUGAGUGAAAUGCUUACUAGUCCUGUUAAGCUAGGGGAAGGGGUUUUCAACAUUUCCAGUGCACAUAUCCAACACUUUUCUAUACAACCUCAAAUUCCUGUGGUCAUAGUCAUAUUCAAUGUUCUCUCCAAUCACGGGGACCCAGAUUUCACAUGUAUAUAUAAGUUAAGGAUUCAUGGACAGAUGGUGUGA